Molecule: messenger RNA, 1021 nt
Organism: Lycium barbarum (goji berry)
Lineage: Eukaryota; Viridiplantae; Streptophyta; Magnoliopsida; Solanales; Solanaceae
Product: protein CHLORORESPIRATORY REDUCTION 41, chloroplastic
Exons: 1
Coding region: 21-659 (212 amino acids)
Source: RefSeq, a predicted model, not a curated record
UCUUGGAAAAAAUUUAAGCAAUGGCUUCAAAUAUCCUUCAACUCCACCAUGUCCACCUUCUUCCUCCAAAUCCAAAUUAUUCAAUAAUUCCACUCACAAAUCAUAUCCAUCUAAACAAAUUCACAAUCAAAUGCACUUCAAAUUCAAUACCUGAAUCUUCACAACCUGAAUUCUUAACCCCAUCACCUAACUCAGAAACAACAAAUAGCCCAGAAAAAUUCCCUAUAGAAAAAAGAAGAAAAUCUGAAAUAAUCCGUGACAGAAAAUCAAGAACUGGGCUUAUAAAACAAGAACCACCAAAUUUCGAAAUUGGGUGGAAAAGAACAAAGCCAAUACCUUUAGAAAAGCCAAUUGGAUAUCAAAUAAUGGAUUUUCUUGAAAAAUUGGAAGAGUUAAUGGCUAGAGAUUUUGGGUCAACGGUAUUAUUAGCUAAAGUUGGAGAAAUAGUUGCAGAAAGAGUUAAAGAAGAAGCAGAAGUGUUGAGGGAAGAAGGGAAAGUUGAAGAUAGAAUGGUGACUGAAUUGUAUAGAGUAUUGAAGUUAAUGGAAAUGGAUUUAGCUAUGGUUAAUGCUGCUAAGAAAGAAGAGACAUUGAAUGAAAGACUUGAACAAGCUAAGGCAAGGUGUAGACAAGCUAUUCUUGUUGCUAAUUCUUUUUGAGAGAUGGAAAAGCUCGAAUCUUUUAAUAAUUUCUAGUAACAUUUGUAGUGCAUUUAAGUAUGAUCAUGUUUGAAGGGGAGACUUUGGUGUAUCUAGUAAAGUUGAUGCCAUGUAAUCGUGAGGUCACGGGUUCGAGCUGUGGAAACAGCCUCUUGCAGAAAUGCAGGGUAAGGCUGCGUACAAAAAGACCCUUGUGGUCCGGCCCUUUUCCGGAUCUCGUGCAUAGCGGGAGUUUAGUGCACCAGACUGUCCUUUCAUGUUCGUGUUUGAGUCCUGCAAAUGAAAAUGAAAACCUUUCGGGUUUGAAUCCUGUAAAUGAAAAUGAAAAUGAAAACCUUUGAUAAGGAGUUUUUACCCUCUUA